AUGCGUUCUGAAUCUCGUGAAUCCUCUAAAGACCUUCCAUACGAGUCGUCGGUUUCUUUGGACCGGGAUAUGCUUGAAUCUUCAACCGUGGAUUCUGGUUCUUCUACUGCGCUUCCUGGCUGUGCGACCCUUGCUGGUGAAGUGGAUCCAAUCCUUGAAGAUCCUUGGAUGGCCAUGAAACGAAAGGCGAUCCUUAGCGUCCUCAAUCGACCUUCUUCCUAUGCGCGCGGCUUACCUGCCCACAUGCCCGGUUCCUCCUCUCGAUCCGUCCGUGAUCUCAAGAUGAAAGGAAAGCAGCUUGUUCGUGACUGCUCUCCCAUUCCGGCUAACUCACCCGAGCAUCCAGUCAGCCCAAAAACCCGCGCUCCGACUGAUCGGGUUGUGCAUCUGAUCUCCAGGGUUGGACCUGCUUAUCAGAGUCCUUACCCUCCCAGCAAGAGUACGUCUGGGGAACCUAGCUCCGGUGAUGAAGAAUCCACGGUAGGGCCGAUGUCUCCUCGCGACCAUGCUCCACCCGCCUUCAAGCGCUCCCGAAUGGAAUCAGAUCGUCCUUUUUCGCCCUUGAAUACCACCAACUAUCUUGACCUAUCCCCUAGUCAGAUUGAUGAACUUCUCCACGAAGGUAAAGAGUUCCCUACGCGAUUUGUCUACAAUGCUGAGCAGCUCAACGAGAUCGCCCAUUGCUGCUUAAUCGACCUCAUCGACUUCUUCAAUUUCUACGCUCCUGGCUCCCCUCAAGAAGCGUCGGCGCGUGUCCACCUCAUCACCCGGCAUCAAGGGCACUUCAACGUCUUUCUUAAGGCUACGAAGCUCUAG
This is a messenger RNA of Puccinia graminis f. sp. tritici CRL 75-36-700-3, 816 nucleotides long. RefSeq lists its product as uncharacterized. The record is from RefSeq and is a predicted model, not a curated record. The transcript has 3 exons. Bases 1 to 816 code for a protein of 271 amino acids. NCBI's taxonomy places the organism in Eukaryota, Fungi, Basidiomycota, Pucciniomycetes, Pucciniales, Pucciniaceae.